Fukomys damarensis (Damara mole-rat) is the source of this 7509-nucleotide messenger RNA. It is a transcript of the gene Trpm3, whose product is annotated as transient receptor potential cation channel subfamily M member 3. The transcript is spliced from 27 exons. Gene Ontology annotation, cellular component: membrane. The coding region runs from base 350 to 5584 and encodes 1744 amino acids. NCBI's taxonomy places the organism in Eukaryota, Metazoa, Chordata, Mammalia, Rodentia, Bathyergidae. The record is from RefSeq and is a predicted model, not a curated record. Gene Ontology annotation, molecular function: monoatomic cation channel activity. Gene Ontology annotation, biological process: protein tetramerization; monoatomic cation transmembrane transport.
AAUGGCCCGGGUUCCCCCCCAUCGCCUGACCUGCGUUGACUGGGAGGAGAGCGGGAGAGGGAGCAGCGAGGGAGCGCGCAUUCCGGAGCAGGCUGCUUUGCCUCCGACCACAGGCUGUCUUGUGCAGGCUGCCCCUCUCCUUCAAAACCCUGCAUCCCCUCCCCUAAGCAGCAGGCAGUGUGCCUCCUUUCCGCCACAUUUGGUAUGCAUGAGCACCACGGCUGCAGGGAGAGGGGAGGUGGCUUUCCUAAGAAGGUUCAGGGGCUUGGGCAGCGCCACUUGACUAGUCUCCCAAGUUCCAGGAAGCCUCUGCCUUAAUGGAAUUCGCAGGUGUGGAGAUGACCAUGGGAUGCCAGGGCCGUGGGGGACCAUCUGUUUUCUAGGCAUUGCUCAGGUUUGCAGUUUCUGGUUUUCCCGGUGGAAUUUGGAAGGGGUCAUGAAUCAGACUGAUGCUUCUCGACCCCUAAACUGGACCAUCCGGAAGCUAUGCCACGCAGCCUUUCUCCCAUCUGUAAGACUUCUUAAGGCUCAGAAAUCCUGGAUAGAAAGAGCAUUUUAUAAAAGAGAAUGUGUUCACAUCAUACCCAGCACCAAAGACCCCCAUAGGUGUUGCUGUGGACGUCUGAUAGGCCAACAUGUCGGACUCACUCCCAGUAUCUCUGUGCUUCAGAAUGAGAAAAACGAAAGUCGUCUCUCCCGAAAUGACAUCCAGUCUGAGAAGUGGUCCAUCAGCAAACACACUCAGCUCAGCCCAACGGAUGCUUUUGGGACCAUUGAGUUCCAAGGAGGCGGCCACUCCAACAAAGCCAUGUAUGUGCGAGUAUCUUUUGAUACGAAACCGGACCUCCUCCUCCGCCUGAUGACCAAGGAGUGGCAGUUGGAGCUCCCCAAGCUUCUCAUCUCUGUCCACGGCGGCCUGCAGAACUUUGAGCUCCAGCCCAAACUCAAGCAAGUCUUUGGGAAAGGGCUCAUCAAGGCAGCAAUGACCACGGGAGCAUGGAUCUUCACAGGAGGGGUGAACACAGGCGUCAUUCGCCAUGUUGGAGAUGCCUUGAAGGACCAUGCAUCUAAGUCUCGUGGGAAGAUAUGCACCAUAGGUAUCGCCCCCUGGGGGAUUGUGGAAAACCAGGAGGACCUGAUUGGAAGAGAUGUAGUCCGGCCAUACCAGACCAUGUCCAAUCCCAUGAGCAAGCUCACUGUUCUCAACAGCAUGCACUCCCACUUCAUCUUGGCCGACAACGGGACCACUGGGAAGUAUGGAGCCGAGGUGAAACUUCGGAGACAGCUGGAAAAGCACAUUUCACUCCAGAAGAUAAACACAAGAUGCCUGCCGUUUUUCUCUCUUGACUCCCGCUUGUUUUAUUCAUUUUGGGGUAGUUGCCAAUUAGAUCCAAUUGGAAUCGGUCAAGGUGUUCCGGUGGUGGCACUCAUUGUGGAAGGAGGACCCAAUGUGAUCUCGAUAGUUUUGGAGUACCUUCGAGACACCCCUCCUGUGCCGGUGGUUGUCUGUGAUGGCAGUGGACGGGCAUCCGACAUCCUGGCAUUUGGGCAUAAAUACUCAGAAGAAGGCGGACUUAUAAACGAAUCGCUGAGGGACCAGCUAUUGGUAACUAUACAGAAGACCUUCACGUAUACCCGAACCCAAGCCCAGCAUCUGUUCAUCAUCCUGAUGGAGUGCAUGAAGAAGAAGGAGUUGAUUACGGUAUUUCGGAUGGGAUCAGAAGGACACCAGGACAUUGAUUUAGCCAUCCUGACAGCUUUACUCAAAGGAGCUAAUGCCUCGGCCCCAGACCAGCUGAGCUUAGCGCUAGCCUGGAACAGAGUGGACAUCGCUCGCAGCCAGAUCUUCAUUUACGGGCAACAGUGGCCGGUGGGGUCUCUGGAGCAAGCCAUGCUGGAUGCCCUAAUCCUGGACAGAGUGGAUUUUGUGAAAUUACUCAUAGAGAAUGGAGUAAGCAUGCACCGUUUUCUCACCAUCUCCAGACUAGAGGAAUUGUACAAUACGAGACACGGGCCCUCAAACACAUUGUACCACUUGGUCAGGGACGUCAAAAAGCGAGAAUAUCCAGGUUUCGGUUGGAUCUAUUUUAAGGGGAACCUGCCCCCAGACUACAGAAUCAGCCUGAUCGACAUCGGCCUGGUGAUCGAGUACCUGAUGGGCGGCGCCUACCGCUGCAACUACACCCGCAAGCGCUUCCGGACCCUGUACCACAACCUCUUUGGCCCCAAGCGGCCCAAAGCCUUGAAACUUCUGGGAAUGGAGGAUGACAUUCCCUUGAGGCGAGGAAGAAAGACCACCAAGAAGCGUGAAGAAGAGGUGGACAUCGACUUGGAUGACCCCGAGAUCAACCAUUUUCCGUUCCCCUUCCACGAGCUGAUGGUGUGGGCCGUCCUCAUGAAGAGGCAGAAGAUGGCGCUGUUCUUCUGGCAACAUGGCGAGGAGGCCAUGGCCAAGGCCUUGGUGGCAUGCAAGCUCUGCAAAGCUAUGGCUCACGAGGCCUCAGAGAAUGACAUGGUCGAUGACAUCUCCCAGGAGCUGAACCACAACUCUAGGGACUUUGGCCAGCUGGCCGUGGAGCUCUUGGACCAAUCCUACAAGCAGGAUGAGCAGCUGGCCAUGAAACUGCUGACGUACGAGCUGAAGAACUGGAGCAAUGCCACGUGCCUGCAGCUGGCUGUGGCUGCCAAGCACCGCGACUUCAUCGCACACACAUGCAGCCAGAUGCUGCUCACCGAUAUGUGGAUGGGUCGGCUCCGCAUGCGCAAGAACUCGGGCCUCAAGGUAAUUCUGGGAAUUCUACUUCCUCCUUCAAUUCUCAGCUUGGAGUUCAAGAACAAAGACGACAUGCCCUAUAUGACUCAGGCCCAAGAAAUCCAUCUGCAAGAGAAGGAGCCAGAAGAACCAGAGAAGCCCACCAAGGAGAAAGAGGAAGAGGACAUGGAACUGACGGCCAUGCUGGGACGGAACAGCGGGGAGUCUUCCAGGAAGAAGGACGAGGAGGAAGUUCAGAGCAGGCACCGACUGAUCCCCCUGGGCAGAAAAAUCUAUGAAUUCUACAAUGCACCCAUCGUCAAGUUCUGGUUCUACACCCUGGCCUACAUCGGGUACCUGAUGCUGUUCAACUACAUCGUCUUGGUGAAGAUGGAGCGCUGGCCUUCCACCCAGGAAUGGAUCGUCAUUUCCUACAUUUUCACCCUGGGAAUAGAAAAGAUGAGAGAGAUCCUGAUGUCGGAGCCUGGCAAGCUGUUGCAGAAAGUGAAGGUGUGGCUGCAGGAGUACUGGAACGUCACAGACCUCAUAGCCAUCCUUCUCUUCUCGGUUGGAAUGAUCCUUCGUCUUCAAGACCAGCCCUUCAGAAGUGACGGGAGAGUCAUCUAUUGUGUGAACAUCAUUUAUUGGUACAUCCGUCUACUAGACAUCUUCGGCGUGAACAAGUAUCUGGGCCCAUACGUAAUGAUGAUUGGAAAAAUGAUGAUAGACAUGAUGUACUUUGUCAUCAUUAUGCUGGUGGUGCUGAUGAGCUUUGGAGUCGCCCGGCAAGCCAUCCUCUUCCCCAACGAGGAGCCAUCAUGGAAACUGGCCAAGAACAUCUUCUACAUGCCCUACUGGAUGAUUUACGGGGAAGUGUUUGCGGACCAGAUAGACCCUCCCUGUGGACAAAACGAGACCCGGGAGGAUGGUAAGAUCAUCCAGCUGCCUCCCUGCAAGACAGGAGCUUGGAUUGUCCCAGCCAUCAUGGCCUGCUACCUUUUAGUGGCAAAUAUCCUGCUGGUCAACCUCCUGAUUGCUGUCUUUAACAAUACAUUUUUUGAGGUAAAGUCAAUAUCCAACCAAGUGUGGAAGUUUCAGAGGUAUCAGCUGAUCAUGACUUUCCAUGAAAGGCCAGUCCUGCCUCCACCUCUGAUCAUCUUCAGCCACAUGACCAUGAUAUUCCAGCACCUGUGCUGCCGGUGGAGGAAGCACGAGAGUGACCCGGAUGAGAGGGACUAUGGCCUGAAACUCUUCAUAACUGAUGAUGAGCUCAAAAAAGUACAUGAUUUCGAAGAGCAGUGCAUAGAAGAAUAUUUCAGAGAAAAGGACGAUCGCUUCAACUCGUCCAAUGAUGAGAGGAUCCGAGUGACUUCGGAAAGGGUGGAGAACAUGUCCAUGCGGCUGGAGGAAGUCAACGAGAGAGAGCACUCGAUGAAGGCCUCCCUCCAGACAGUGGACAUCCGGCUGGCACAGCUCGAGGACCUCAUCGGGCGCAUGACCACAGCCCUGGAGCGCUUGACCGGUCUGGAGCGGGCUGAGUCCAACAAAAUCCGCUCGAGGACCUCCUCCGACUGCACGGACGCCGCCUACAUAGUCCGCCAGAGCAGCUUCAACAGCCAGGAGGGAAACACCUUCAAGCUCCAAGAGAGCAUCGACCCUGCAGGUGAGGAGACCUUGUCCCCAACUUCUCCAACCUUAAUGCCCCGUAUGCGAAGCCAUUCGUUCUAUGCGGUCAAUAUGAAAGACAAAGGUGGUAUAGAAAAGUUGGAGAGUAUUUUUAAAGAAAGGUCCCUGAGCCUACACCGGGCUACUAGUUCCCACUCGGUAGCAAAAGAAUCCAAAGCUCCUGCCGCGCCUAUGAACUCCUUGGCCAUCGCUCCUGAUUCCAGAAGACCAUCGUCGUGCAUCGACAUCUAUGUCUCCGCCAUGGAUGAGCUCCACUGUGACAUCGACCCCCUGGACAAUUCCAUGAACAUCCUCGGGCUGGGCGAGCCGAGCUUCUGCACGCUGGCCCCUUCCACGGCCCCUUCCAGCAGUGCCUACGCGACCCUUGUGCCCACAGACAGGCCCCCGAGCCGGAGCGUUGACUGCGAAGACCUUACCUCCACGGACGCUAGAUCUUUCUCUUCGGACUACACCCCUCUCCCGGAGUGCCACAACCCCUGGGACUCCGACCCGCCGACGUACCACGCCAUCGAGCGCUCCAAGAGCAGCCGCUACCUGGCCACCGCGCCCUUUCUGCUGGAAGAGGCCCCCAUCGUGAAAUCGCAUAGCUUUAUGUCUUCUCCUUCGAGGAGUUACUACGCCAACUUUGGGGUGCCCGUGAAAACGGCGGAAUAUACCAGUAUCACAGACUGCAUCGACACACGGUGUGUCAACGCCCCUCGAGUGACUGCCGACAGCGCCACCUUUCCCGGGGCGCUGGGGGACAAAGUGGAGGACUUAUCGUGCUGCCACCCCGAGCGAGAGGCAGAACUGAGUCACCCCGCCUCUGACAGUGAGGAGAAUGAGGCCAGAGGCCGGAGAGCCACCAUCGCGAUAACCUCCCAGGAAGGGGACAGCUCAGACCGCGCCCUGUCCAACAACAUCGCGGUUCCCAAGAUCGAGCGCGCCAACAGCUACUCGGAGGAGGAGCCCAGCGCGGCGUAUGCACACACCAGGAAGAGCUUCUCCAUCAGCGACAGACUCGACAGGCAGCGGAACACAGCAAGCCUGCGCAAUCCCUUCCAGAGGAGCAAGUCCUCCAAGCCGGAGGGCCGAGGGGACAGCCUGUCCAUGAGGAGACUGUCCAGAACAUCGGCUUUCCACAGCUUUGAAAGCAAGCACAACUAAAACCUUCCUACUCGGAGUUGCGGAAAGCUUGCGACUCCAGCCCUAAAACUGCUCCCAAACUCCACCUUUCCGCCCCUCCCUCCAGUCGUACCCCGUUUUAUUCUUAGCUGAACAAAACUCGCAGUGCUUUGGGAGACGCUAAUACAGUGGUGACUUCUGGGCCACAGAUCUGACCCAGUGCCAAACGCAGGGGAGUUCGGGCAUGUUCGCCUCUGCUGGGUAGGGAGGAGAAAGACGGGGAGAGGAAAGGCUAGAGAUGAAUGUGUAUCAGUCUCUGCAGGCAGCCCUGAGCUCGGGGCACCAGGGGGCUCCAAGCACUCUCUAUACCAGGAGGCAUCUUGUGAUUUCUGCCCAUUAUCAAGAGUUUUAGGUUGCAGGGCUAAAUAAAAUAAAACAGCCAGCAUACAAAAUGAGAUAUUCUAAACUUCAAUUCUGUUUUCUUUUCACAUUGGCUCCAUCACUGGUGACUGAUGAAGAGCAUCCUUUUUAUUCAGUAUAAGCCGGCAGCAAGCAGUUCUACCUAACGUCCCACAUCCUUCUCAUGCCAACACUUCUGUAAUUGGUCAUUCUAAAGAAAAAACAAGGUAACAGUCAUAGUUCACCUGUCUUAUAUAUUCACUUCUGGUGCCACAACUGUUUUAUCUUUUUUUGGAGAAAAUAAGGGAACAGAAAUGCCUUUUGUCUUGCAAGUGAAAUGAGAAAAGAGCUGAUGUUAAAAACAAAAGUCACAUGAUUGACGAUAUACAGUGGGCAUAGUCAAGCAAGCUCAGGACGAAUGUAAUUAAAUAAUUUUAUAUUUUAAAAUUUAUUUUGUAUCUCACCUGUCAUCAAUGAAUUCAUUCAUUGAAUAUGUAAUAUUGAAUUUAAAAAAAAAAAAAAGAGUGGGCAGAACUAACCUAAAGUUGCCAUAUGGGAUAUCGCUAUUCUCACCAUUUGUGUCAUGUGUUUUGCUGCUGUGUGACCUUCAUCAUUUGCAUGACCCCACCGUGUCCUCUAAACACCCCUCGGACGUAAGUGCCAAUUUUCCACACUCCCAUCACAUGACUAUUUUGUAUAUGAAUACAUGGUUAUAUGUGGAUAUUUUCAUACCUAGAGUUUUGCCAUCCAAUCUGAGCUCAGCAUAAAUUUAAUUGGAGUUUUUCAAGGGCUGGUAUCUUUUUUAUGGAAACGUUCCAAAGUACUUUUUAAGGAAGUUUCAAAACCAUAAAUAACCUUAGAAUUGACUGGGAAUUUGGUAUCAACCCAAAGCCAUCAGUUGCAGGCACACCAUGAAUAUUUUUCUUACACACAGAGCUAUAUUAAAAAAAAAAGUAGGCCAAAAUAGAAGGCAAAUAAAUCAUAUAAAGAAUUCUAUAGUGUAUGCUAUGCUGCUUAUAUACGUAUAUAUGCAUUUACAGAGAGACACAUGUUUAUAUACAGUAUAUAAACAGAAAUAGAGAGCUUUAAGAGGCUCAUACUUUUCUAUCUCCUGGAGAUAUAGCCACGAUUUUUUAAUGUCCAAGAAAUUCCAUUCAGAGAGUACAUUAUACUAUUAGACCAAAUUUUGAAAUUAUGAUUUUUUAAAUCUCCAUCACCUUAACUUUUCCUUGACCCAAACAAGAGCUGUCAAAAUGACUCACCACCCGCCUGCUGCACCUUUUUAACCCAAACCACUUACUAUCCAUCUCAUUUAUUCUAGUUUCUCUUACACAAAGCUAUAAAAUGAUUUAUACAAUUGGAACAGAUAUACGGUUCUAACCCGGAUCGUACUAUGGACUCUGGAACAGAAGCAUAAGUUUGUAGAUCAGAACCUGGAUUUGAAUUGGGAUAAAGAAAUCUUGACCCCUCAAAUCUUCUGAUUGCUAUAUGGAUCACUGAAGUUUAAAACAAACAAACAAAACAAAUGAACAAAAACAAACAAACAAACUUUAAGAGCUGGGGAUUUG